This is a messenger RNA of Dioscorea cayenensis subsp. rotundata (Guinea yam), 1698 nucleotides long. RefSeq names its product AP2-like ethylene-responsive transcription factor AIL1. NCBI's taxonomy places the organism in Eukaryota, Viridiplantae, Streptophyta, Magnoliopsida, Dioscoreales, Dioscoreaceae. Gene Ontology annotation, molecular function: DNA binding; DNA-binding transcription factor activity. Gene Ontology annotation, biological process: regulation of DNA-templated transcription. The record is from RefSeq and is a predicted model, not a curated record. The transcript is spliced from 9 exons. The coding region runs from base 300 to 1436 and encodes 378 amino acids.
UCAUCAGAACAGCGUCUCCUUCCCCGUGCCCUAGUGCUCUAAUCCCUCCGGUUUCCCUUCGAUUCUUUCUCUUAAAUCGCUUCUCAUUAUCCCAAAUCUUUUGAUUUGCGUUGAAAUUCAAGCAAACACGCUGGAUUCGAUUAUGAAAGUGAGAAAGAGGAGGAGAGAUUCGGAGCCGGGGUUCGCCGGUGGCCUCCUCCGAGGAGCUUCAAGAAUUUGAGCUUCCCGGCGACUCAAAGGAGAUCGAUGGCUCCUUGGUGGCUGCCGGCGCUUACCAUCAAUCAGUCGAUGAAACAUCAAUGCCGGACUUUGCCGGUUUUGCAUCUAGUUGCGCGGAUACUGAGAAAUUUGGCUCCUUGGAAGUUGAUGGUGAUCCUAUGAUUGCUUUUGAUAUUAGUGCUUGUGAUGAGAAGAAAGAUGCUUCCUUGGAAGCUGGUUCUUCUCUUAUUAUUUGUUCUGAGAGUAAGGAGAAGAAAGGUGGGUCCUUGGAAAAUGAUGGAGGCUGUAUUGUUAAUGCUUUAGUUGCUGUUGAGAAGACUGGUGAGGAGAAUGGUUGUUUAGAAGCUGUUAAUGGUUCUAUAAAUGUCUCCGAGAGUGGACGGGAGAAGGAUGGUUCAUUGGUGGCUGAGAUUGAUGCAAUUUUUGCCAUUGAGAGCAAUGAGAAGAAGGAUGAUUCUUUUGUAGCCUUUGGUGAGCCCAUUGCUUCCAUUGAGAGCUCUGGAAUGAAUGCCGGUUCUUUUUUAGCUGAGAGUGGGACUAUGGUUUCUGUGGGGAUUACUGAGAGGGACAAUGCUUUGUUGGGGGUUUCUGGGGAUUUAAUAUUGGUCGAGGAUGCGGACAAAGCUUUAGUGGAGAAGGUUGGUGAUGACUCUGCUAUUGUUGCUCCGAAGAAGGCACCUGUUCCGAGAUCAUCAAGUUAUCAUGGUGUUACUAAACAUCGGUGGAGUGGGAAAUUUGAAGCUCAUUUGUGGGAUGGCACCAUCAACAUAGAAAGCCGGAGGCGUAAAGGAAAGCAAGUCUAUCUAGGAGGUUAUGACACUGAGGAAGAUGCAGCUAGAGCAUAUGACCUUGCUGCCCUUAAAUACUGGGGUCCAAACUCCAGUACCAAAUUAAAUUUUCCUAUAUCAGAAUAUGAGAAGGAACUCGAGGAAAUGACAAGCAUGUCCCAGGAUGAAUGGAUUCAAUGUCUUAGAAGGCGAAGUAGAAGUUUCUCAAGAGGAAUUUCUUCGUAUCGAGGAGUUACAAGAAGAGGAAAAGACGGGAAAUGGCAAGCUCGUCUAGGCUCAGUUGCAGGCACUAGAGCUAUUUUCCUCGGAGCUUUUGAUACGGAAGAAGAAGCUGCGAUAGCUUACGACAUCGGCCUCAUCAAACUACGGGGGUUGAAUGCGAUAACGAACUUCGACAUCAGUAACUACACUGAUCUAAUUGACAGGUGAUGCAUAGCUAUGUGUGACAUAACACUUCACAGCAGCUGAAGAUGGAAGCAUGAAUUUUGCACCCCCCUAUAACUUACUUGUUAAUGAAUUCAUUGUUUAUUUUGAUGAGAUAUGUGGCCAGUGGUGGCUGAAUUGGGGUUAACUUUUACAGCUAUGAGAUCUCCUUUGUUUUUAUCUUGAGUGAGAUCUCCCUUCUGUGUAUGUAACCUUAUUAAAGAGGCUGUUCUUUGGAGGUUACUUUGGGGGAGAUUGUUUAUUUUGA